Molecule: messenger RNA, 3976 nt
Organism: Cylas formicarius (sweet potato weevil)
Lineage: Eukaryota; Metazoa; Arthropoda; Insecta; Coleoptera; Brentidae
Gene: Taf4
Product: transcription initiation factor TFIID subunit 4
Exons: 10
Coding region: 123-2807 (894 amino acids)
Biological process (GO): DNA-templated transcription; transcription initiation at RNA polymerase II promoter
Cellular component (GO): transcription factor TFIID complex
Molecular function (GO): RNA polymerase II general transcription initiation factor activity; protein heterodimerization activity; DNA binding
Source: RefSeq, a predicted model, not a curated record
UUGGGAGAUUCCGAGUUUGUUUCAUACGCUUUUCUGCAUUUGUGCCGUUCGUAUCCUACGCGCAGCUGUUGGCACAACCGCACCGAUCAUGCGCAUUUCAUUGUUCAGUUGGGUCUCGGAAAAUGGCGUCAGCUAAGUUUCUCGAGGAAGCUCUUAGUACGGAUGUCGAUGAAUCGGCUGUAAGUGCGAUUGUGGGCUCCUUAGAGAAUCAGCUGGUCACUUCGACACCCCAGGGACCUGGACAAACGGGCGCAACGUUGGUGCUUAAUCAAAACCACGUAAACAGUGCAAUAUCAAACGGCGGGACUGUUGCCCCACAGAAACAUGGGACUAUCGCCAACGGUGAUGCGAUCAGUGGCAGUGCUGUGAGUGUGAACGACGCCAGUAAACAAAUGACGAAUAAUGCGACGUUUAUAACGAGCUCGGCGGCGCAGACGGCCGCGGGGGCAGUGACCACGGGGGGGUACACGGGUAAUAUACAGGAUUCAAUCAAGCAGGAGGCGGUAAAGAUCGUCUAUUCUCAAAGUCAACCGACUGCGGUGGGUCAGGUUAUGUCGGGGCAAGGAGCAAUCAUCCAAAACAGAGUUUCAAUGUCGAAUCAGUCAUUGCCCAAUGGCACAAUAGGCCUUUCGCCCCAGACGGUACUCCAAACGACGCCGUCUAAUGUACAACAGUCUAAACAACCCACGAUAGUGCUAAAGACUACCGGGUCACCCGCGGGGGCUCCGGGCCUGGUAACUGUGCCCAUGAACGCGGUUACCUCUCCGAUGGCCCAGGCUAAUAACGUAGGUAGCCCUAGCACUCAAUCCCCAAAUAUCCUAUCCAAUAUCCAGGUUGUAAAUGUACGUCCUGGAAUUCCUACUCAGCAGCAGAAAGGUCAACCAGCUCGCGUAGUGCUUAGUGCACCUCAGUUAGUUGGGGCCCGAACUGGAGCUCCACAAUUAACUUUACAAUCGUUUCAUGGUUUACAACCUGGUCAGCAAGGGGCGUUGCUACUCAAAACCGAAAAUGGUCAGUACCAACUUUUGCGGGUGGGACCGGCCCCUCAGACCGCUAACCUUACAAAUUCGACUCAACCGGCUGGACAACCUGUUACUUUUCGCAUGCAAACUGUUCCUACGGCUGUAUCUAGCGCUAGCUCGAAUCCAGGCCAAGCUGGAGGAACGACAACAGUGACAUCUACCCAACCCAUCGUUCAGCAGACGCAACCCGUCCAGAGACCGGCGAACGACAAUACCAAAGAAAAAUGCCGCAAGUUCCUCGCGAACCUGCUAGAACUGUCCAGUAGGGAACCGAAAUCGGUCGAGAGAAACGUCAGGACGUUGAUCCAGGAACUCAUCGAUAACAAGGUGGAACCCGAAGAUUUUUGCGAUAAGCUGGAGAGGCUUCUAAACGCGUCACCUCAGCCGUGCCUCAUUGGAUUUCUAAAGAAAAGUCUGCCCCUUCUGCGUUAUUCCUUGGCCACCCAUGAGAUGACCAUCGAUGGUAUCAGACCGCCUCCUCCUGGAGUGGUUUUCUCUAUAGCCGGUGCUACUCCGACCGUUCAGACCGUCAGGCCUGCAGGAGUGGCUUCCAACCAGCAGGUACGCAUCGUGGGGCCCGGCGCGACGGUGGUGAGACCCGGGACUCCCGCGGUGCUCCAGCAGAGAUUGGUAACGCCCAUAAGGGCGCCCGUACAGCAACCGAGGAUGGUGACGGCGAUCCGACAACCGGGCACCGCGAUCUCCGGCACCUCACCAGGUAACACGGUGAUGGUGUCGAAUUCGCAACCGCCCGUGUUGCAUCCCGUGUACCCAGGGUCGGCCCCCUCCGUCAACCAACUGAAUCAGGUGCAACAGCAGAGACCUAGCGCCCCGAGGCCCGUCCAGGUCCGUCCGGCUGGACAAGGGCGACCUCUUCCCGCCCGCGCGCAGAUACCCAACCAAGGCAAGUUGCAAAGCGCGGGUGGGGGUAAAAUGGCGAAUGUGGCGGGAAGUAAGCCAGCUAUCGGAUCCGGAGCGAACAGGCCUAAUGCGAAAGAGAAAGAGAAGAAGAGUUUUUCGGCGGCUUAUGCGGGAGACGACGAUAUCAACGACGUGGCCGCGAUGGGCGGGGUCAAUCUCGCGGAGGAGACCCAAAAAAUUCUCGGCUCGACGGAAUUCGUCGGCACGCAGAUCCGGUCCUGCAAGGAGGAGAUUAUGUGCUCGAUGGGCCAGUUACAGCUCAAGAUUAGGAAAAUUAUGCAAAAUCACGGGCUGGACGAGCCGGCGACGGGCGACGUCGCGGCGUGCGUCUCUCACGCCGCCCAAGAGAGACUGAAGGACCUUAUCGAGAAGCUGGCCAUCAUCACCGAGCAUCGGCUGGAGAUGGUAAAGAGCGACAUGCGCUACGAAAUCACGAACGACGUGAAAGGUCAGCUGAAAUUCCUCGAGGACGUCGACAAGACGGAGAGGAAGAAACGCGAGGAGUUGGAACGGGAGAUGCUGCUCAGAGCGGCGAAGAGCCGCUCGAAAACGGAAGAUCCCGAGCAGGCCAAACUGAAGGCGAAAGCGAAAGAGAUGCAGCGCGUCGAGAUGGAAGAGCUGAGGCAGCGGGAGGCGAACGCUACCGCCCUCCAGGCGAUCGGGCCGCGGAAAAAACCGAGACUCGACGGCGAGGGUAUCGGCAACGCGCAGAUGAACGUGACGGGCACCAACAACAACCCCAGGAGCCAGAUGCCCCUGCGGCAACGGAUAAAGAAGGUAACGUUGAGGGACCUUCAGUUCCUGUUCGAGUCGGAAAAAGAUUUGUGCCGCGGCACGCUCCUGUUCAAGUCGUACCUUAAGUGAUGCUUGCUACUUGUUAGUGUUGUGAUAUUUGUUGGAGAUAACUUGGGUUUUGCGUACGGUCGCGUAGGUUUGCUAUCGGUGACCCGUUAAUGGCGAGGUUAGGGGACGAAGGGCGUGGCCGACUCUACGAGGCGGGAGUUUUUUUUUUUUUUCAUUUUUCAUUUACUUUAAUCUAACUUAAAUUACGUCAGACGUGGAAAAUUAAAGACGGUUUAAGCUUUUGGACCGUUUUACCUAAACGAUGAAUGAUGAGAUGAAUUCGAUAAAGGACAAAAAAUUGGAGAACCACAAUGAUAUCUCUCGCCUGGUUUGUUGCCUUGUAGUUGGCUGGUCCUUCGUUUACACAAACAUGAAGACUAAGUGUGAAUUUUAAGGGGGAACCACGGUAGUUUCGUCAAAAGUUUCGUUGCGGUUUAUUUGUACAUAUACAUAUAUAUAUACACCGUUGAUCUCGCAAAGCGCACUUAUCACCGAGCAAAUUGUAAUUUCGUGUUCUACUACCGGAGGGUCGUUAAAUUCGAAAAUUCUCACGCCAUUUAAAUGUUUUGUAUCAAAACAAUUCGCCAGUCGGGGAAAAAAAUUAAUCCUUAGAGGGUUGUGUGUGUGCGCGUCUGUGUGUAUGCGGUUAUGCCGAGGCCCUUUCUAAAUCAAAAUUUCUCGUCACGCGAGUUUGUGGGGACGGUGUUAUUCGUCGGUGGUCCAAAAAUAUAUGAACCCCUCGCGUUGCUAUUUUUUUUCUUCUUGGGGACCAAUACAUUAAAAAGCAAGAAAAAGUGAAGCGUCUUACCGUUGGUAACCGGUUUCGGGAGUUUUUAGUUUUUCCGACGAAUGCGGCCGUUUCCGGGAUAACACGUUCCCCGCAAAAGGACCGCGUAAUAUUGUUUCAUUCUUUUUAUUUCUAUUCCUUUCGUUGUUGAUUACUUGAUAAGGCGUUCGUCUUCGUGUAUAUAAAAAAGUAAGAAAAUAUAUUAUUGCAAAGUGGAAAAAAAUAAUAUGUUUUUUUUUUGUACUCCAAGUGUAAAUUGUAAAUAUUUGUAGAUUUUUCUAUAACGAUGGUCGUUUUCUUUAUAAGAAAAUAUUUUAAACAAGAAAUAUGUUAAUAUGUAAUUAGUUGUAUAAUUGUUUUCUUUUUAAUGUAACUACUGAAUAUAGAUAUAUAAUUUUUGUUA